UAAUCACACUCCCUCGAAAAGGAAAAAAGAAAAAUUCAAAUUCUCAAUUCGUUUUCUCUCUCUAGUUAUCUCUACAGACCUAGUGCGAUCUCUCUCUGUCCGUCGUCGGGUGCUGUGGUCUGCAGAGAGGGCUAAAUUCCGCAUUCCAACGGCGCUUUUCAGAAAUUACCAGGACUAAGUUUGAAGGAUAAUGGCUUCUCAGUUACAGAUUCAAGGUGAUGAAUCCGUACUUUUACGGGUUACUCACUCCAAUAUGAAGAGCUUUUCUCCAGAAAUCCGUUUUUCUCUUCAGAUGUCAGUGGAAGCUGUGAAAGAUAAGCUUUGGAAAAAGUGUGGUACUUCGGUCAAUUCGAUGUCCUUAGAGCUAUAUGAUGAAACUGGUGCUAAAAUCUCAGUCCUAAGUGAUAAUGCAAGACCACUUGGCUUUUAUUCCCCACUGGAUGGUUAUCGUCUGCAUGUCAUUGAUCUUGAUCCAGCGUCAGUGACCUCUGGAGGUUGGCUCGAGGAUACAUCACUUGUGGAGAAGUAUACUAUCUCUGAAGAGGCUUAUGAGAAACUUGGAGGUACUUUCAGAAAAUUCAAGGAAACAUUGCCGCUUAAGCAACCGCCUGGUCAAGAAUCUAAAAUAUCUGACAACAACAACAGUGAAGAUCUUUGCGCAAAUAUCAAGAUAGGGGACAGAUGUGAAGUUGAACCUGGAGAGAGAAGAGGCACGGUCAAAUUUGUUGGUCAGGCAGAAACACUUGCACCUGGGUUUUGGGUUGGAGUUCAGUUUGAUGAACCAGUAGGAAAACAUGAUGGCAUGGUUAAAGGGAAACGUUACUUUGACUGCCCUCCCCUUCAUGGUGCAAUGGUCCGACCAGACAAAGUAAAGAUUGGAGACUAUCCAGAAAAAGAUCCCUUUGAGGAUGAGGAAAUUUAAGUAUAUAGGAUUGCUGUCUGCUGUUCUUUGGGUUUGAUCUUUUAAUAGAUAGAUAGGAGAUGCAUGUUUCAAAUAUGUAACUGAGCUCAAAAGAUGGUCAAGCCUGUAUUUGAAAGUCACAGAAAUGACUUUGAAGAUUUCAAGUCGAUGAAGAAACCUGAGUGAAUUGAACAUUUUCCCAGCAGUUGCCGACAAGUUGUUG
This is a messenger RNA of Solanum stenotomum, 1124 nucleotides long. Its product is annotated as tubulin-folding cofactor B. Bases 191 to 922 code for a protein of 243 amino acids. Gene Ontology annotation, biological process: tubulin complex assembly; post-chaperonin tubulin folding pathway; cytoplasmic microtubule organization. Gene Ontology annotation, molecular function: microtubule plus-end binding; alpha-tubulin binding. NCBI's taxonomy places the organism in Eukaryota, Viridiplantae, Streptophyta, Magnoliopsida, Solanales, Solanaceae. The transcript is spliced from 9 exons. Gene Ontology annotation, cellular component: nucleus; microtubule plus-end; cytoplasm. The record is from RefSeq and is a predicted model, not a curated record.